Molecule: messenger RNA, 1308 nt
Organism: Alosa alosa (allis shad)
Lineage: Eukaryota; Metazoa; Chordata; Actinopteri; Clupeiformes; Clupeidae
Gene: tp53
Product: tumor protein p53
Exons: 11
Coding region: 169-1299 (376 amino acids)
Biological process (GO): protein tetramerization; apoptotic process; regulation of transcription by RNA polymerase II
Cellular component (GO): nucleus
Molecular function (GO): DNA-binding transcription factor activity, RNA polymerase II-specific; RNA polymerase II cis-regulatory region sequence-specific DNA binding
Source: RefSeq, a predicted model, not a curated record
CCAACGAAGCGUGAGAUUUCGCAUCUAGCUGCCUGCGUUCGUUGAGUCUACGUUUUACAUCGGGGAAAAAAACAGUGCCGCAACUCUGUGGGGUUUGGAGAACUGAGACGUUCCUCUGAGUGGUGCCUCUGUCCUAGCUAUUGGGAUAGACCAGGGCAAAGGGCCACAAUGAAUGAUCAGGGGAACAGUCAGGAUUUCGAGGACCUGUGGAACUCAAUGGUUCAACCAACUGCAGAUGUGAACUGGGAAACAUCUUAUUUAUCAGAAUCGCAUUUUGACGAGCAGGUGUUCGAGCAGCUGCAUGUUUCUGAGCCGUACCUCUCCGCUCCGGACGGUGGUGGCGCCCCUCCAUGUUCCACAGUGCCCACCACCACGGACUACCCAGGAGUGCAUGGCUUCCAGCUUCGCUUCCCAAAGUCCAGCUUUGCCAAGUCUGUGACCUGCACUUACUCUACGGACCUGAAUAAGCUUUACUGCCAGCUGGCAAAGACCUGCCAUAUCCAGAUGGUUGUGGAAACGCUGCCACCUCCAGGAUCGAUGCUGAGAGCCACUGCAGUCUACAAGAAGUCCGAGCACGUGGCCGAGGUGGUCAGGCGAUGUCCUCAUCACGAGAGGACCCCAGAAAACAAUGACGGGCAACCCCCUCCCAGCCACCUGAUCCGCGUGGAGGGGAAUCUGCAUGCUGUUUACCAGCAGGACCCGAACACCGGCAGGCAGAGUGUAGUGGUACCCUAUGAGCAACCUCAGCUGGGUUGUGAAUACACCACGACUCUCUACAAUUACAUGUGCAACAGCAGUUGUAUGGGGGGGAUGAACCGCAGACCAAUUCUGACAAUUGUCACCUUGGAAACGCAAGAGGGAGUCGUCCUCGGCCGACGGUGUUUCGAAGUUAGGGUGUGCGCUUGCCCUGGACGGGACCGAAAGACGGAGGAAACCAACUUCAGGAAAAUACAAGAGGCCAAGCCAUCUGUCAAGACUACCGCUACUCCCAAACGCAGUCUGAAGGAGACGCCUCAGGCGGCUGCACACCCAGAGGGCAGCAAGAAGGCCAAGUCCGGUUCCAGCACCGAGGAGGAGAUAUUCCACCUGCAGGUCCGGGGGAGAGAACGCUAUGAAAUGCUGAAGAAGAUAAAUGAUGGUUUGGAGCUCAAUGACCUGGUGCCCCCUAGUGAUGCAGAGAAAUAUCGCCAGAGACACAGCUCUAAAGGCGGUAACAAACGCGAGCGGGAUGGCCACACCAUGGAACCAAAAAGAGGAAAGAAACCUCUUGUGAAAGGAGAAAAAAGCGACUCUGAUUAAUAACAUGAU